Messenger RNA from Morus notabilis, 1035 nucleotides. Its product is annotated as NADPH-dependent aldo-keto reductase, chloroplastic. The transcript is spliced from 8 exons. The record is from RefSeq and is a predicted model, not a curated record. Bases 72 to 1028 code for a protein of 318 amino acids. Gene Ontology annotation, molecular function: aldose reductase (NADPH) activity. Gene Ontology annotation, cellular component: cytosol. Lineage: Eukaryota; Viridiplantae; Streptophyta; Magnoliopsida; Rosales; Moraceae.
CCUAUUUGUAAUUAAUAACUUGGUCCAAAAAUAACUUCUCUUCACAAACGUCGAAUCCAAAAGAGAGGAAAAUGGCUAAUGACGCAAAAUAUGGACCUCUGCACUUUGAUCUUAAUACUGGGGCUAAGAUCCCAUCAGUAGGUCUGGGCACAUGGAAAGCCGACCCUGGUGUUGUUGGUAAAGCUGUAAUUACAGCCGUCAAGAAUGGUUAUAGGCACAUUGACUGUGCUCAAGUCUAUGGCAAUGAAAGAGAGGUAGGUGUGGCUGUGAAGGAACUAUUUUCCUCUGGAGUAGUUAAACGUUCGGAGUUGUUCAUCACAUCUAAGCUAUGGUGCAGUAACCAUGCACCAGAAGAUGUCUCAAAGGCAUUGAGCAAGACAUUAGAAGAUCUCCAGCUUGAUUACAUUGAUCUGUAUCUUAUACAUUGGCCAUUUAGGACAAAGCCCGGGUCGCAGGGUUUUGCCCCUGAAGUCAUGGCUCCAUUGUGUCUGCCCGAGACAUGGAAUGCAAUGGAGGGCUUGUAUGCAUCUGGCCGGGCUCAAGCCAUCGGUGUGAGCAACUUCUCAACUAAGAAACUUGAACACCUGCUUUCCUACGCCAAAGUUCCACCUGCAGUCAAUCAGGUUGAGUGUCACCCCGUGUGGCAGCAACCCGCUCUUCAUAACUUGUGCAAAUCCACUGGUGUUCAUCUCUCGGCCUAUUCUCCACUAGGAUCUCCCGGGACUUGGCUAAAAGGGGAAAUCUUGAAGGAACCAAUACUGCUCGAAAUCGCUGAGAAGCUAAACAAGUCGCCGGCACAAGUAGCUCUCCGUUGGGGUAUUCAGAGUGGACACAACAUCCUUCCAAAGAGUGUAAAUGAGUCUAGGAUCAAGGAAAACCUGAACCUGUUCGACUGGCGCAUUCCUCAAGAACUCUUCUCAAAAUUUGCAGGAAUCUACCAGCAAAGGCUACUCCGAGGCGAUUUCGCGAUACAUGAGAGCUUGAGUCCUUAUAAAAGCCUACAAGAACUGUGGGAUGGUGAAAUGUGAGAUGAUA